This is a messenger RNA of Equus caballus (horse), 4421 nucleotides long. It is a transcript of the gene RAB4A, whose product is annotated as RAB4A, member RAS oncogene family. The record is from RefSeq and is a predicted model, not a curated record. Gene Ontology annotation, biological process: vesicle-mediated transport; regulation of endocytosis; Rab protein signal transduction. Gene Ontology annotation, molecular function: GTPase activity; GTP binding. Lineage: Eukaryota; Metazoa; Chordata; Mammalia; Perissodactyla; Equidae. Gene Ontology annotation, cellular component: postsynaptic recycling endosome; insulin-responsive compartment; plasma membrane.
UCCGCCCCUCCUGCUCCGCCUCCGCCUCCUGGUCCUCGGCCGGGCGGGAGAGGGGCGGAGGGCCGUGCGCCUGCGCGGAGCCGGCAGUCCGGCAGGGCGGCAGCAGCGGGGUGGCCGGCGGGUGCCCUGGGCACCGCGGCCCCUCCCUCCUCCGGUCCCCCGCCUCACGCAGUCCCCCACCGAGACGCGGCAGACGACCCCGGCCCUGCCCUCUUGCAGGCCUGGCCCGAGCUGCAGCCCGUGACCUGGCAAGAGGCGGUGCCGCUCCCAAGAUGUCGCAGACGGCCAUGUCCGAGACCUACGAUUUUUUGUUUAAGUUCUUGGUCAUUGGAAAUGCAGGAACUGGCAAGUCUUGCUUACUUCAUCAGUUUAUUGAAAAAAAAUUCAAAGACGACUCAAAUCAUACAAUAGGAGUGGAAUUUGGUUCAAAGAUAAUAAAUGUUGGUGGUAAAUAUGUAAAGUUACAGAUAUGGGAUACAGCAGGCCAAGAACGAUUCAGGUCUGUGACAAGAAGCUAUUACAGAGGUGCCGCAGGGGCUCUCCUCGUCUAUGACAUCACCAGCCGAGAAACCUACAAUGCGCUUACUAAUUGGUUAACAGAUGCCAGAAUGCUAGCGAGUCAGAACAUUGUGAUCAUCCUCUGUGGGAACAAGAAGGACCUGGAUGCAGAUCGUGAAGUUACUUUCUUAGAAGCCUCCAGAUUUGCUCAAGAAAAUGAGCUGAUGUUUUUGGAAACAAGUGCACUAACAGGGGAGAAUGUAGAAGAGGCCUUUGUACAAUGUGCAAGAAAAAUACUUAACAAAAUUGAAUCAGGUGAGCUGGACCCAGAAAGAAUGGGCUCAGGUAUUCAGUAUGGAGAUGCUGCCUUGAGACAGUUGCGGUCGCCACGUCGCACGCAGGCCCCAAAUGCUCAGGAGUGUGGUUGUUAGAAGCAGCACAGGAGCACACAGGCCAGCGCCACUCAGCACCAAGAGGAAACGUCCCAGCCAGGAAGAGCUCCCCUCACCAGGAAAGGGGAGAGCAGGGCAGCGGCCAGCUUCCACCACCUUUUCAGUGCACCACACGAGGGACCUGCUUCGGUUUCACCCCAUCCAGAGACCAGCAAAGCUGAGACAUACAGAGACAGCUAGGAACAAGGAAGAAGAGCAGGGGCUCCCAGUAUCAGCCACAGAGUGGGAGUGACCACGGUUCCCGUUGAUCUGCUCAGCAGAGGACCACAGCAGCUUUGAGCACUGAAGAAAUCAGUGACCAGCACAGCUGCUGUGGACUCCCUGCAGAUUUCAACCAGUUUUUGCCCCACAGGUAUUCCCAUUCUCAGGUGCCAGCCAUCUGAGUCCCUCCUCAUUCCUCCCUGACCCUGGCAGAGCCCAGGAUCUGCACUUGCAGCCUGCCUAGUCCUCUGCAGCUACACAAGCGCAUGCCAGCCUAGACAACCCCCAGAGCUGACCCCCAUUGCCUCGUGCGCACUUGUGGCUAGCCCCUCAAGCUAUGCACGUGGAGGCUGCCAGCCUGACUCUCAUUUCCAGCCAGUCCCACAGCCGUGGAAGUGCACACUAACAGCCAAGGCCCCCAAACCUGCUUGUGGGCCCAGAUUAGGUCCCGUCUCCAAUCACUGGCCUGUGCCACUGGGCUGACUUGCAGCCUGCCCCGCCACCUGUGCACCUGCAUGUCCCCAGCCCUGUCCCCAUCACUAGCUUCCACUUUCAUGCAUGCACUUGUAGGGAGACUGCAGCCAUGGGAGAGCACACCAACAGCAAGGGCCCCACAGCUGCUCUGGGCCUGCAGUUGGCCUAGGCCCUUGUUGCUGGCCCUGGCCCCCACUACUAGGCAUGUGUCUGUGACCAGCCCCUGCCACUACACAGGCACUUGCAGCUGGUCUCCACAGACAAGUAUGUGCAUACCAUCAGCUUUGGCCACCACUGCUGCCUGCUGUGGUCUCUAGCCACUGGACCUGGAGGUGCCAUUGAGGACCCCAAUAGCCCUUGCAGCCACUGUGGACUGAUGAAACACCAUGCUCCUCCCAGACCUGGAGCCGCCACAUACCCCUGCACUUGGCACCCUGCAUUAUUAGUCCUGGGGUCACAGCAUGCCCCACCCACAGGUGAAGGUUUUUCCUUACCAAAGUCAGUCCAUGAAGUCUGGAAGUGGGGACUGCUGCUUCAAAUGCGCAGACACAAGGCAACAGGGAUCAUGAAGAAGCAGGGAAACAUGACAUCACCAAAGGAACACAGUAAACUUCCAGUAACUCCAAAGAAACGGAGAUACAGGAAUUGCCCGAUAAAAAAUUCAAAAUAAUUGUUCUAAAGAUGCUCAGAGAGCUAAAGAGAACACAAGCAAUUUAACAAAAUCAGGAAAACAAUACAAGAAGAAAAGAAGAAGCUCAACAGAGAAAAUAUAAAAAAGAACUAAGAUUUUGAAGCUGAAAAAAUACAAUGACUGAACUGAAGAAUUUGAUAGCCUCAGUAGCAGAGUGGAUUGAGCAGAAGAAAGAAUCAAAACAGAUCAUUUGAAAUUAUCCAGUCAGAAAAACAAAAAGAAAAAAGAAUGGAAAGGAAUGAUGAAAGCCUAUGGAAUGUGAGAUACUAUUAAGAGACAAUCUAUGAAUCAACGGAGUCCCAGAAAGAGAAGAGAGGAAAAAGCUUAUUGAAAAGAAAUAAUGGCUGAGAACUGUCCAAACCUGGGAAGACAUCUGGACAUCCAAGUUCAUGAAACUAAUAGGUCACUCCAAAAUUUUAAUCCAAAACUAUCUUCUCCAAGACACAUUAUAAUUACACUGUCUAAAGUCCUAUCUCCUAGAGCAGCCUGCUCCCUUUCUGAAUGUUGACUUCAGUACAUAGUUACCCAGUUGUCUUAUUUUACAUGCUAGGGGUAAGAGCUUUAAGGUUUAGGCUGCAGGUUUCAUUGUUUGGAUUAGUAUUUUUUGGAAGUUCUCCCCGUGUACUCUUAGUCGGUACCUCAGUACAGCCUGUGGGCAAGCAGGCGUCCAGACUGCUGUGUUCUGCAUCUUCACUGCUCUGUCCCUGUAAGAACAGAGCUUUAGGUUUAAGGGCUGUGAGAAGGGAUUGAGGAUGUAAUUGUUGGUAAACCUUUGCUCUGUGGGCUAGGCAUGCUCAGCUGUCUAAGUAUCGUAUCAUGUAUGAUGGGUCAUAAAUGCUUGGGGGUGAAAUGUGUCAGGUCUCUCAAUUCUGUUACUUAGACCCACUCUGCUACAGUUGACAAAUCCCCAUGUUGAAGCAGAAGCCAGAGCUGUAGUUAGAUCUUGAAAACUUAGUACCUGCCACCCUUUCAAAGGAGCAGUAGAGGAAUAGCAAACAAUAGUUUUCCUACUGUAAUUUUAAGAUUAAAUGAUUUCAUCUGAAACGUUUACAUUUUGUUUUCUAUUUGGGUGGUUUUAUGUGUUUUUACCUGAUCUUUCCACCUUCAGCCCUAUCUGAGCCUUGAGAACUAGACGUGGGCAUGGAGAAACCCAGUUGCCAAGUGCUCCUUCGUUGUUCACUGUGUCUCUGAUCAAAGUACAGGAUUUCAUGCCCACUUUUAUUUUCUUCUUUAAAAAAAAUUUUAUUGUAGAAAUUACUAAAAAGUUUUUAAUUUAAUAAGCUCUACAUUUUUAAUACUGUCAAUUGAAAUGUCUAUAAUCAUAAGACCUUGAAGGGGCAUAGCAUUUUUUACAACUUAAAAGUAUUCUCACAUUUCACAUCUGAUUUAGCCUUCAAAACCACCCUUUUCAGUGGUACAGAGCAGAUAUUAGGCCCAUCUCACCACUGGGGGCUGAAUUGCACCGCCUGAGGCUGGUCCCCCUACGAGGUGAGCAGCAGGCCCUGCACAGUUGGGCAAGGCACUGGGAUUUCUGUUGACCGGAAUCUUUUUUCUCUCAAAAUUUCUUAUGAAAAUUUUAAACCCACAUGUUUACUGGAAUUUUAAAAACUAUAAACAGUUCUCACUUUAACUGGUAAUAGUAUUUUCCAUUUUUAAAAUACCUUUAGUGCUGAACUGUUAGCAGUAGGGAAUAAAAGUUGAUUUCAUCACCAUGAAACCAUGUUUUGAGUUUUAACUAAAAAAACUUGCAAAUUUGAUAACUUACUUUUUUGUCCCUGCCUUCAGUAAAUUGAAAAUGUAAAUUUAAAGCACAUCACUGGAAAUGCAUGCUAACUGAUCUUCAGAAUGCUUGUCACAAUCUCCUUGUCCUUCGCGGUUAACGCUGUCCGGUACUGAAGUUGCGCGUGAGUUCAGUGUUUCUCUGUAAAGGUACGAACGUGCCUGUGAGGCCUGUGCUGAUGACUGUUGCCCUCCCCUCGGUGGGGAGGUUGUUCUCCACCUUACACACUGGAGUUUGCAUCCCUCGCUGGCAACAUUUAAUGUGUUUAUUGUGGCCACAUUCCUCUGCUGUAUGCCAAUAAACUGUUGACUCAGGCUAGCCCUUA